AUGGUCGACGAAAGAAGAAUUCGGUUGAGGGGUUGGAGAAUGAGAGGGGUUUGGUGUGAUCAUAUGGAAGACAUUUUUUAUGUCACUACUAGCUACUUCACCUCUCUUUUUUGGUCUUCAGGUGCAACAACCAACGAGGAGAUCCUGCAAGCCAUUGAUCGUUGCGUGACGCCGAUGGAUAAUGAGAUGCUCUGCCGCAACUUCACCCCCGAGGAAGUCACCCAAGCUUUUUCGCAAGUCAACCCUUCGAAAGCACCAGCCAUUGUUAAUCAGUUAAAGCCUUUGAUGUCUGUUUGCAUUGCGGAAAACCAAUGUGCAUUUGUCCCCGGUAGACGCAUUUCCGAUAACUUUUUAGUUACCCAUGAGCUUAUCCUUUACCUAAAGGGCUCAAAAAAUGGCCCUAAUAAGUGGGCGGCUAUUAAGUUAGAUAUGGAAAAAGCCUAUGAUAGAGUUGAGUGGGAUUUCGUUCUUAAUGUCAUGCUUCGUAUGGGAUUUAAUGUUUUGUUUGUUUGUAUCAUACGUAAGUGUAUUAGCACUGUUUCCUUUCAAGGACUUUCAGCAUUGCUUCUUGUGGCUCAAAGGAGAAAUGAACUUAAGGGCAUUCGUGCUAGCCUUCGAGGACCGAGGAUCUCAUACUUACUUUAUGCCGAUGAUAGUAUCAUCCCCAAUACACCAGUUGCGGAUCUCUUGAUCUUCUUGAAUUUGCUGGGAGUUGUGGAGUCUCUUGAUCCAGGGAAUUAUCUUGGGUUACCUCUUACUGUGGGAAAAGACAAACGAGCGGCAUUCAAUUUUAUUGAAGACAAGACGGUGAAGAGAAUUCAAGGGGUUAUUGAGGAUAUCAAGUUUCAAUCGAGGUCUUAUUGGUGGUCAUGGAAGCAUGAUACUAGAGGCAAUCAGGUGUGGAGACUCAUUCACGACGAGGAGUCUUUAGCCUUUAAGGUUCUUAAAGCUAAAUACUUCCCAUGCACGAAUUUUCUCGAUGCAAAACUUGGGGAUAUGCAUUCUUAUGCUUGGGCAAGUAUUAUGAAGGCCAAUGAUGCGCUUAAGGAUGGCUUUUUCUGGAGGGUGGGGAUUGAUAGCAAGGCUAGACUGUUCUCGGAUAACUGGGGGGAUUCUGGACUAAUUCGGUGGAAGGAGAGGUACUUGGACAGUGCAGACCAACCAGUAAGGGUGGCGGAUUUCUUGCUUCCAGGAUGCCCCAGAUGGGACGAACUCAAAGUAAGAAGAGUACUUUCCAGUGAAGAUGCAUCACAGGUGCUCAACACGCUGAUUGCACCGGUUCGUAGUGCGGGGACAAAACUAAAACAAGCUAAUCUUAGGGAAGGUCUUUGUCAACUUUGUAAUAUUGAGCUUGAGUCGGCGUUGCACGCGAUUAAAGACUUCCCCAAAUCGAAGAUGAUUCUUUUGAUGUCGGGCUUCUCUCAAGAGCUUGUUGUCUGGGAAGGAAAUUCAUGCCUACAAUGGAUCACGCGUGUUCAAUCCAAGUUAAACCGCGAAGGGUUUGAUUUGUUCCUCACCUUGUUAUGGAAUAUUUGGAACCAUAAAAAUAAAUGGAUUCAUGGUGCGAAGCUUCAAUCGGACAGAGACAUUAUUUCUAAAGCCUGGAACCUUAUUGGGGAGUUUAAGCAGGUCUCUAAACCUCUUGACUGUACAACUGGUGAAAACCCUCCCCGCAUACCUCGAAAGUAG
Molecule: messenger RNA, 1689 nt
Organism: Hibiscus syriacus
Lineage: Eukaryota; Viridiplantae; Streptophyta; Magnoliopsida; Malvales; Malvaceae
Exons: 7
Coding region: 1-1689 (562 amino acids)
Source: RefSeq, a predicted model, not a curated record